Molecule: messenger RNA, 699 nt
Organism: Coprinopsis cinerea okayama7#130
Lineage: Eukaryota; Fungi; Basidiomycota; Agaricomycetes; Agaricales; Psathyrellaceae
Exons: 3
Coding region: 1-699 (232 amino acids)
Source: RefSeq, a predicted model, not a curated record
AUGUCCCAGACGUCCCCCAUCCCCUCUGUCGCUGCCCUCGCGGCUCUCUUGCAUGCCUUCCUCACCAACCCCAACAAUGCGACCCCUCCAUCUGUCGAGCACAUCAUCUCCGUCCUCAAUACCGUGCAGAGCAAUCUCGGGGGCAACGGUGCCCCCUCUGCCUCGACGGGGCCGGCCAUCGUCAAUAACAACCCCGACGUCACCCCUACCUCCUCGGGCAGUGCUAACCAAUCCCCGCCAUCUCCCGUCACCACCGCCGACGACGCCGACGACGCCGACUCCAACGCUGACGCUGAAUCCGACGCCGAAGCUGCUGAGCCUGCCGACCUCCAGGGGUUGCCCAUCGCCGCUGCUGCAGGCACCAGCGUUUUCGUUUCCAACCCUCCCCAGGACAUCGGUAAAAUCACCGGGUUUGUGUGCGCUAACUGCAAGGUCUACAACCUUGUGCGUCCCGCCACUGAAACCUGGUACUGCGUUACCAAGGGCAGGCGUGUUGGGGUGUACAAAGGAAUCCACGCCGUUCGCGACUGGGUCCUCGGCUUCUCCGGGUUUGGGUUGAGCAAGCACCCCAACUGCAAGGAGGCUCUCGAAGCAUGGGCCGACGCUUACGAGGCUGGAAACAUCGCCUUUCCCGACGACGUGGACUACAACAACCCCGGCGAGUUCGGCGCUGCAAGUGUCCCCGCUGUCCACGUUUGA